AUGGUCGUCUCAGGAGAGGACGGGGGGACGCAGGUCAGGACGCAGCUGCCCCUUAGGCUCUGCUGGGCAAUUACGAUGCACAAGUCCCAGGGGCAGACUUUAGCCAAGGCCGUCAUUGACUUGGGGCCCAAGGAGGCCUGCACGGGGCUUACUUUCGUCUGUCUCAGUAGGGCGAAGAGACUUGUGGACCUCAUGGUAGAGCCCAUGAGUUUCGACAGGAUUGGUAACCUUGGAAAUUCGCCGACGAUGAAGGCUAGGCUGCAGGAAGAGGUUAGACUUGGGGAGUUAGCACAGAGUACGAGGGUCAAGUACACGGACAUGGGCGUCUUCAGCGCCGUCGCGGGUAACCAAUGACGUGAAUUGCAAAGAGAAAAAGAAGAAGAAAGGGUCUCUUCCACCUCCCGCGGACGCACACGUCUGACGACAGUUACAUCUAUCAGCUGUCGCUCGUUUUAGCGACAGCUACUAUAUCUUAGAGAGGUGCUUCAUCUUCAUAAGGUCUUCUUUGACGCGUUCUGUUGUGGCAGGACGAGUUGAUUUGUGCCCGAAAGAGAACGGGGGGGAAAGCAGCAGGCCGUCGUCUGCCAGGAUUCAUCACAGCAUCUCCAAUAGAGCAUGCCAGGGGGCGAUUCUUCCCUUCUGACACAGCUAGUCUAGUGUAUUGUCAGGAAGAAGCUCUCUGUGAGGCUCGAUGAGAGGGUGUAGGUGCAACCAGAGGUGGCGAACAAGAGGAAAAACGUUGUCUGCUGUGGUUAUGCGUGUGCGACAAGAAAGCGGCGAGGUUUUUUCUCCGUUUCGCGGGAAAUUUUCAGGGAGAAGCAGCACAGCAGUAGAGCACGGCAGCGGCACAGCAGCAGCACAGCAGCAGCAGAAGGGGCAGCAACAACACAGGGGCAAAUACCGUGGCGUGCCUUGGGACUCAACGUUUUGUGCUGUGGUCUGCUC
This is a messenger RNA of Ectocarpus sp. CCAP 1310/34, 945 nucleotides long. NCBI's taxonomy places the organism in Eukaryota, Phaeophyceae, Ectocarpales, Ectocarpaceae. The record is from the annotation of a GenBank genome assembly.